AUGACACAAACGAGAUUAUCAGAAUACAAGAUGGGCAUCUUCAUUUUGAUGAUCGUUUUGAUGACAUUCGUAUCGGCGAAUAGUGAAUCCAAGGACGAAAACUCCAGCAUAGACGAUUUUGAAUUGCCUAAGGAACGAAAGCCUCUAUUCCGCACUGCUCGAGAAUUACGACGCUAUCUUGAGCAACUUGAUGAAUGGCUAGCAAUUACCGGAAGGCCUAGGUUUGGAUGA
This is a messenger RNA of Rodentolepis nana, 231 nucleotides long. The record is from the annotation of a GenBank genome assembly. Lineage: Eukaryota; Metazoa; Platyhelminthes; Cestoda; Cyclophyllidea; Hymenolepididae.